This is a messenger RNA of Hibiscus syriacus, 3312 nucleotides long. RefSeq lists its product as uncharacterized. The transcript has 4 exons. The record is from RefSeq and is a predicted model, not a curated record. Bases 441 to 3242 code for a protein of 933 amino acids. Lineage: Eukaryota; Viridiplantae; Streptophyta; Magnoliopsida; Malvales; Malvaceae.
AUCGACCAAACAUUUUUGAAUAUAUCUUCUCCAUUCUUAAAGCAAAACCAGUCAAGGCUUUUCUUGCAUAUUGAUCAGAAGUUUGGCAAAACGCCAUUAUCAAUGAGGUAGCGAGCUUGCUGCAAUCAUCAUUUAGGACGUAUUUACAUGUAAAGUCAACCCCUCCGUCUCUCUGUCUCUCUCUCUAUAUAUAUACACUAAGUUUUAUUUCAUUUAUUACACAUUUCUGUUAUAUACUCAAUCUUCCAUUUCCCCGAGACUAAUAUACCUCCCUUGUCGGCGUCGGCAUCUUUCUAGCCAUUGACAACAGUUUUUUGUUCAAUCCAAGUUUUCUUUUUAAAGAUUCUCUUGCUUUAUUUGCUGAGGAAGAAAAGGAUACAUAGUCGGGUUCGGUUUCCUUAUGAGCAAGGUACAAUUUUCUUGAUAUUUGAAUUUGUGAAAUGAGAUUUUCCCGGAAUCCAAAUAGCAGAAGUGGGGAUUUCUUGGAAGGAAUGCUUGGUGAUUAUGUUGGAGGAAAGCCUAAGGUUAAGGCUAUUAAAAAUGGAUGUACUUGGCUUGUGACAACUCUCACUUGCCUUCAACUCGCCUUUGCAGUUUAUGCAACGAUUCUUUUGUAUUACAUGAGUCCAUCGAUAGAUUUAGCAACCAAACCUGAGUUUACUUGGGCGACAAGAAUCGCGAGAAACAUGAAACAGUUGAUCAUCCCGCCGCAUGUUCAUGGUCGCUUCCAAGAGGCUGCUUCUUUCAUCACAGCUGAAACCUUCCCUCCGAUCACACCAUCACAAGUUUGCGAGCAUGAGAAAAUCGAUUUCGUGCAGAAGAAUUCGAAUGAUGUUCAAAUGAUCAAGUUGAAGAGAGAGUUGUAUGAUGAGAUACUGGAUUUCCAAAGCAAAACCAUUGGUACAGAAACUGUAGCUGAGCUAAUGGCAAUGAAAUCCCGGUGGGAUAUGCGCGGUCCAAACCGGCCGAAAGUAACAGUUCUCUUGAACCACUUCAAGAGGAAAACACUUUGUUCCCAGCUUGAUUCUUUGCUUCAACAGUCGCUUCCGUUCCAUCAAGUUUGGGUGCUUUCAUUCGGGAGUCCAAAUGAGCACUCUCUAAAGAGAAUCGUAGAAAGCUACAACGAUUCGAGGAUCAUCUUCAUUAGCUCAAGCUAUGAUUUCAAGUACUAUGGCAGGUUUCAAAUGACUUUACAAACAGAAGCUGAUCUUGUGUAUAUUGUUGACGACGACAUGAUUCCGGGAAAGAAGAUGUUACAGAUUUUAUCUCAUGUAGCAGGAACUGAAAAGUAUAAGAACUCUGUUUUGGGCAGCAUCGGAAGGAUCUUGCCUUUCAGACAGAAGGACUUUACAUUCCCGAGCUAUAGGAAGUUCCGAUCGAAGGAGGCGGGGCUUUACUUGCCUGAUCCUGCCUAUGAUAUUACAGUCCAAAAAAUCGUGCAGGUGGAUUUCCUUUCUAGUUCAUGGUUUGUACCUGCUGAGCUUGUCAAGACACUUUUCAUUGAGACACCCUUCACAUUCAUGACCGGUGAAGAUCUUCAUCUUAGCUAUCAGCUUCAGAAAUAUAGAAAUGCAGGCUCAUUUGUUCUUCCGAUUGACCCGACCGACAAAGAAACAUGGGGUGAUAGUGAACACAGGCUUGCUUAUGUCUCGGAAACCACCGUGAUCUUCAAUGACAUAGUUCAAGUUAGAGAUGAACAAUGGUGGAGGGCACUAACUAAUGGUUAUGUGACUCAGUGGGCUGCAAUGUACCCUCAGAAGAUCGAUGCUCUCUUUUAUGCUCACAGUGUUGAAGAGGUCAAGGCACUUGCACCGCUGCUCGAGAAGUUCAGAUCUUCUGUCGGAAAGAAGGCUUAUAUUGUAGUUUCCGGAGGCAAUUUCUGCCCUUGUGAAGAUGCUGCAGUAGCUCUAAACUGGCCAAAGUCGGUCUGCAAAGAGAGAAGAUUUAAGAUUUUCGAUUUGCGAAUAGGAGCACUUUCGGGAACAUCAAACUCAGAGGUCCCAGUCCUGCAAGCAGUAUACUCUAGUUUGAAAGGAUUGAUCAAAAUUCAUAACCCCAGUGUGAUUAUCGCAGUGACAGACAUUGAUCCCAAUGUGCAAAAGGCUUUGAAGAUGGCAUCCGAUACGAAUACAAAUGGUACUGCACUCGUACUUUUACCAAGGCCUUCUGUCUCAAAGGUUCUAUGGAUGGCUGAUCUAAGAUCAACAGCUUUGCAAAAUUGGAACCGGAUGCGGAUCUCGAUUAAUAUAAUUACUCAAAACCGCGCACCUUCCUUAAUGAGGCUUCUUAAAUCUCUGAGUGAUGCAUAUUACAUUGGAGAUGAGAUACCUAUCAGCUUCAAUAUAGACAGUAAAGUGGAUGAGGCAACUAUUAAACUUGUAGAUUCAUUUCAAUGGCCUCAUGGCCCUAAAACCCUCAGAAGGAGGAUCAUUCAAGGAGGGCUUAUUCGAGCAGUUAGCGAGAGUUGGUAUCCAACAUCGGAUGACGAUUACGGUCUACUACUUGAGGACGAUAUCGAAGUCUCUCCUUACUACUAUCUAUGGAUUAAAUAUGCUCUCUUAGCCUACCACUAUGAUCCUCAAGUAUCCUUUCCUGAGCUCUCAUCUAUCUCUCUCUAUACUCCUCGAUUAGUCGAAGUUGUGAAAGAGAGGCCGAGAUGGAACGCAACCGAGUUCUUCAAGCAGAUUCACCCUAAUACACCUUACCUUCACCAGCUACCUUGUAGUUGGGGUGCAGUAUUCUUCCCCAAGCAUUGGAGAGAAUUCUAUGUGUAUAUGAACAUGAGAUUCACUGAAGACGCCAAAGCGAAUCCGGUUCAAAUCCCAAAGUCGAGGACAAAUGGAUGGCAAGCUUCAUGGAAGAAGUUCCUCAUUGACAUGAUGUACCUUAGAGGAUACGUCAGCCUCUAUCCCAACUUUCCGAACCAAGCGAGCUUUUCGACCAACCAUAUGGAACCAGGAGCUCAUAUCAGUGCAAAGGACAACAUUGUUCGGCAUGAUAAAGCCGAUUUCGAAGUCCCGUUGCUGGUGGAAGAUUUCAGGACCCUGUUGCCUAAUAGGAAGUUACCUCCGGCCUCCAAGCUGCCAUCACUUAACCUUUUCAACCAACCCGUGUCACUCAAAGGGCUCAAGGCAGCUGGUGCCAAGUUGGGUCAAGAUGUAUUGCGGUGCAACAAUGCUACAGAGAUUGUGACAGUUGACCAUAUAACAGGCCUGCCACAGCAUUGCUCGAAAUUCAUAUGAUUGGACCCGUUUGUUAUUUGUUAUUCUUUAUUCCUUUAUCUAAAAAGAAAACUUACCCAAAUGUGAUAUU